AUGGUCAAGCGACGUAGGAAGACGCGCACCCAUCUCAAAGGGCCCAACAACAGCGCUGCCACAUCCACUAGCGCUCCCAAAUCCUUCAUCAUCCGGACAGGCAAAGUCCCUCGCAGCGUCUCUACCUUAGUCCAGGACACACGUAAGGUCAUGGAGCCGAACACAGCAACUCGUCUUCGCGAAAGGAACUCGAACAAGCUAAAAGAUUUCAUCUCUAUGGCUGGUCCCAUCGGCGUCACUCAUCUUCUCAUCUUUAGUCAGACCGACGCUGGCACCAAUCUGCGAAUCCUCCGUGCGCCAAGAGGACCAACAUUAACGUUCAGAGUCAACAAGUAUGCUUUGUCCAAAGAUGUUCAGGCGUCAAGCAGACGACCAACCCCACCAGGAAGCGAAUUUGCCACACCACCUCUUCUCGUCCUGAACAACUUUGGAGGCGAAGAGCGCCAAAUCAAGCUCCUGGUCGCAACCUUCCAAAAUCUCUUCCCACCAAUCCAAGUACAAAGCAUGAAACUCUCUCAAGCCCGGCGAAUCGUCUUGCUGAAUUACAACUCAGCAACCGGCACUAUCGACUGGCGACACUACCUCAUCUCCGUUCGUCCCGUUGGUGUCUCCAAGUCCGUCCGAAGAGUCAUUGAAGGUACUCGAUCUGGCACCUCUUCCCGCGGCACCCGCAGCAAACUUCCAGACCUCUCCUCCACCCAAGACAUUUCCGACUACGUCCUGGGCCGCACGGCUGCCUCCACCAAUGGCGAAUUCGAAACAGACGCCUCCGAGGCAGAGUCAGAAGCAGAAGACGUAGCCGAUCCACGCAACAAAGUCCACCUUCACGAUCGUUACGUAGGUCGUGGUAACUCUGCCAACACUCAAAAAGCCAUUCGUUUGCGAGAGAUUGGUCCUCGAAUGGAACUCAAACUCGUCAAAAUUGAAGAAGGUUGCAAUGAAGGAGCGGUACUGUUCCACGAGUAUAUCAAGAAGUCGGCACAGGAAGUCACACAACAGCAUCGAGAGCUUGUGGUGAAGAAGAAGUUGCAAGAACAGAGAAGAUUGGAACAGGAGGAGAAUGUGCAGAGGAAGAAGGAGGAGAAGGGACAAUUGAGGAAGGCAAGUAGGAGGAAUGCUGGGCUGGCGUCGGAGAGUGAAGAUGAGGCAGCGGCGGAUAAUGAAGGUGAUGAAGAGGAGAAGGGAGAGGACGAGGACGAGGAGGACGAGUUUGCGUAUGAGGAUCAGUUUGGUGCAGGAGAGGGAGAGGAGGGGUUGGAUAAGGAUGAGGAGCUGUUCGAUGAUCAUGAGGAUCAAAGUGAGGAUGGAGGCGGGGGCGAGGGAGAGGAAGAGGAAGAGGAAGAGGAAGAGGAAGAGGAAGAGGAAGAGGAAGAGGAAGAGGAAGAGGAAGAGGAAGAGGAAGAGGAGGAAGAGAGUGAUGAGGAGGAGGAUGGCGGAGCACCAUGGAAUCCCAAGCGUGGUGCUUCGGAUGGAUACGAUAACCCUCCUGGCGUGGAUCCUCAUUCGGACGGGUCUGAUUUGGAACCUAUUCCGCUCGGUGAUCUGCAGCAUGAAUAUGGAUCCGGUGAUGAGUGGCCGGAGUAUUCGGAUGAGGAGGAUGAGGAGCCAACACCGAAGAGGAAGGCUGCUCCUGCGAAGGGCAAGCCUGCAGCCAAGGGUAAGGGCGCCAAGAAAGGCGGUCGUCGUUGA
Molecule: messenger RNA, 1689 nt
Organism: Ustilago hordei
Lineage: Eukaryota; Fungi; Basidiomycota; Ustilaginomycetes; Ustilaginales; Ustilaginaceae
Exons: 1
Coding region: 1-1689 (562 amino acids)
Biological process (GO): ribosomal large subunit assembly; rRNA processing
Cellular component (GO): preribosome, large subunit precursor
Molecular function (GO): rRNA binding
Source: RefSeq, a predicted model, not a curated record